Messenger RNA from Fusarium proliferatum ET1, 675 nucleotides. RefSeq lists its product as uncharacterized. The coding region runs from base 1 to 675 and encodes 224 amino acids. The record is from RefSeq and is a predicted model, not a curated record. Gene Ontology annotation, biological process: nucleosome assembly; chromosome condensation; negative regulation of DNA recombination. Gene Ontology annotation, cellular component: nucleus; nucleosome. The transcript is spliced from 5 exons. Gene Ontology annotation, molecular function: structural constituent of chromatin; nucleosomal DNA binding; double-stranded DNA binding. Lineage: Eukaryota; Fungi; Ascomycota; Sordariomycetes; Hypocreales; Nectriaceae.
AUGCCUCCCAAAGCCGCUGCCGCCGCUCCCAAGAAGUCUGGCCACGCCAGUUAUCAGGACAUGAUCACUGAUGCCAUUGUCAACCUCAAGGACCGAAAGGGCUCUAGCCGUCAAUCCUUGAAGAAGUAUGUCAAGGCCAACAACACUCUCAAUGUCACCGACAACAUGUUCGACUCUCUCUUCAACAAGGCCUUGAAGGCUGGUGUCGACAAGGGUGUCUUUGAGCAGCCCAAGGGUCCCUCCGGUGGUACCAAGCUCGCCAAGAAGCAGCCUGAGGCGAAGAAGCCCGCUGCUCCUAAGAAGCCUGCUGCUGAGAAGAAGGAGGCCGCUGAGAAGCCUGCUGCGAAGAAGCCUGCUGCUAAGAAGGCCGCCGCCCCCAAGAAGGCUGCUACCGAGAAGAAGGCUGCUGCCCCCAAGAAGGCCGCCGUUGAGAAGAAGACGACCGAGAAGAAGGCCGAGAAGGCCGAGAAGGCUGAGAAGCCUGCUCCUGCCAAGAAGCCCGCCGCUCCCAAGAAGGCUGCUGCUACCAAGAAGGCCGACAAGGCUGAGAAGCCCGAGACCGCUCUUACAAAGACAAAGACAGGUCGCGUCACCAAGACCACCAAGGCAGCACCCGUAAAGAAGACUGCUGCACCUAAGAAGGCAGCACCCAAGAAGACUGCUGCCAAGGCGUAA